Molecule: messenger RNA, 1008 nt
Organism: Alternaria atra
Lineage: Eukaryota; Fungi; Ascomycota; Dothideomycetes; Pleosporales; Pleosporaceae
Exons: 1
Coding region: 1-1008 (335 amino acids)
Source: RefSeq, a predicted model, not a curated record
AUGGGCUGGCUCUGGGGAAGCGGUGAUAGCUCAAACGGUCAAGACCAACUCGAUCCAUCCCUCCGCGAUUUUCUCAAAAAAGAAGCGCCUACUGGCCCAAAACCUUCAUUACCGCCCGCUCCCAAAGAGAAACCCGCCGAGUCGCCAACACCCACACAAUCGCAAGCGCAACCACAAUCAGACCCCCAGAAGCCGUUUGUACCGCCGCAAUCGCAGUUCCAAGAUGGCCGAUAUGCCGAUCUAUGGAAGAAUUAUACCCCGCAAAAUAUUAUCGAUGACCGUGGGAAGUCAGAGCAGGAUCGGUUACGAGACCUAGUAGACGCCUACAACGACCGCAAAGCCUCAAUUGGAAGAGUAGCCAUGGAAAACUGUGCAUUGGAAUACAUGGAGCAAUUUGACUGCUUCCGAAAUCCGAAAUCAUGGUGGUCAGCAGGAACUAUGUGCAUCGCCGAGUCGCGUAAAUUCAACCGCUGUUACGAUAUACAGUCCAAGUUCUUGAAAGCGUUGGGAUACAUGACCAUGGACGAGCGAUCGCCAGAGGAGGACGAGCGGAUACAAAUGCACGCGGACAAACUCUACCAACGUAUGCUGGAACAGGAGGCGGAGAUGGAAAAGGCAAAAGCAGAGGGGCGACCAGUACCGAAAUUCGAAAGCAUCCUGUCGAAACGAAACGUCGUGGAGGCAGUGGGUGGCGCGUCUUCAACACCAAGGAAAGCCGUACCUGUAGCUGAGAUUGGCAAGUCAAGUACUAUUUCGGAUGAUACCGAGGUCUGGAGCCAGAUUAAGCCAGAAGUAAGGAAGGAGUACGAAAAGAAGCUUCAGAGCUUGACACCGGAAGAGCGGGAGAUUGAGAGGAUGGCUAUAGUAGGUGAAAUUCGGGCGCAGACUGGUGUUUCGAAGCAGCUGGAACAGACGUUCAUAGAAGAGCGGGUAGCUCGUAUGAAGAGGAGAGAGGCUGGGCAAGCGACAUUCGGUGAUACGAUAAAGACGUUGUGGGGAUGGGGUUGA